Molecule: messenger RNA, 2863 nt
Organism: Puntigrus tetrazona (Sumatra barb)
Lineage: Eukaryota; Metazoa; Chordata; Actinopteri; Cypriniformes; Cyprinidae
Gene: mindy3
Product: MINDY lysine 48 deubiquitinase 3
Exons: 15
Coding region: 669-2036 (455 amino acids)
Biological process (GO): protein K48-linked deubiquitination
Molecular function (GO): K48-linked deubiquitinase activity; cysteine-type deubiquitinase activity
Source: RefSeq, a predicted model, not a curated record
CUCUCACAAAGUCGAACUUGAGGUGGAGGCACGUAGUAAAUAAACUGAAUGGAUCACAGAGCACUCUGCAAUUACCCCAGCGAGCGUUUUUCACUGGAUUUCACGGCAUUUUCUUUGGGGGUUGUUUAGCGGAGCUGACAGUCGUUGACUACUCUUAAAAACGGGCUGUCGGAGGAACGAGCUAAACGUUUGUUUUGGACGUUUAAUAACGCAACAAGCCACAGACCGUAUGGUGAGUGAGUUACUUCGGUGAGGGCAUACCAGGCCUGCCCAGUUAAACAGACAGAACAGAAAAUUAAAGAACUGAAUAAAACGUAAGACGUAAGAAAACAUUCGUUUCAGACGCAACGCGAACCUGUAUGUUACUAAAGCCGUUGUGGCGUGCCGCUGUUAACAGUCUGCGUCUUCAAAAGCUAACGUUCUUUCACGUUUUUGGCGCGAGCGUUCGGUCGCUUAUCGCUCGUGGGACAGGUUUACGCACCAGUAGCGCGUCUGUGGCCAAUGCCACCUGCUCACCGAAACCAAAUCUUUGAGAUUGAGCGGAAUACAAAAGCAGGCCAGGACGAGUUCGCUAGCCACGUCGCGUGCACUACAGCGGUUAGCUGUCACAAGGAUCUCCAUUGGUCUCCAUGCAUGGUUUGAGUUAAUAUCGGCGAACAUCAACAGAAAUGUCAGACACUAAUAAAGAAGUAGUGGAUCUGGUGUGGGGCAGACCCAGUGGCGGAGGAGUGCCUGCGUCCCUCUUCCGCAGGUGGUCACAAGGCUUUGUGUUCAGUGAGGCUGAACGCUCUGCACUGGAGCAGUUUGAAGGUGGACCGUGUGCUGUCAUUGCACCUGUGCAGGCUUUCCUGUUGAAGAACAUUUUGUUUAACACUGAAGGCUCAAACUGGAAAGAUAUCUCAGAGGAAGAGCAGAGGACAGUCCUGUGCUCCACCCUCAGCGAGAUCCUGGAGUCUGCCUGCCUCAGUAAGACACAGGCCUUUCACCUGGCCACUUUGCCUCGUGCUAAAACCACAGACAGCAGUGACAUCACUGACAGCCACCCGGAGCCUGAGUCAAGCCAACCUACCGACACACCGACUGCUUUGGCUGCUGAGGAGCUUGGCUUUGAGAGGUUUCACAGCAUCAUACAGAAGAGGACUCUCAGGACUGAGGUGGAGUUGAGAGAGGUGGUGCUGUCACUGUACGACACUUGGAAGAACAAAUUUGGGGUUCUGCUAUUUCUGUACUCUGUCAUACUUACAAGGUAUAUCUUUACGUUUCUCAUCCGUAAAGGAAUUGAGAACAUAAAGAAUGAGAUUGAAGACACCACUGAACCUCUGAUUGACCCUGUGUAUGGCCACGGCAGCCAGAGUCUAAUCAACCUUCUGGUGACGGGUCAUGCUGUAUCUAACGUUUGGGACGGUGAUAGAGAAUGUUCUGGAAUGAAGCUUCGUGGCAUCCAUCAGCAGGCCUCUGUUGGCUUCCUCACACUAAUGGAGUCACUGCGCUAUUGCAAGGUUGGCGCAUUUCUCAAAUCUCCAAAGUUCCCUAUUUGGAUCCUUGGCAGUGAGACUCAUCUUUCAGUAUUCUUCACUAAGGAGAUGGCUUUGGUUGCCCCCGAGUCUCCUUCAGAGCAGGCUAGAAGAGUCUUCCAGACCUUUGACCCGGAAGAUAAUGGGUUCAUUCCAGACACACUGCUUGAAGAUGUUAUGAAAGCGUUGGAUCUCGUCUCUGAGCCAGACUAUGUGAAUCUGAUGAAGAGUAAACUGGAUCCAGAGGGGUUGGGUAUUAUUCUGUUAGGCCAGUUUCUGCAGGAGUUCUUUCCUGACCAGGAUUCUGUGAUCCCAGACUCAUUUCCUGUGUAUCACUAUAAUGGCCUGAAGCAGUCCAACCACAAUGAGAAGGUGAGUUACGUUGAGGGCACUGCUUUGGUCAUGGGUUUCGAGGACCCCAUGGUACGUACGGACGACACCCCGGUCAAGCGCUGUCUGCAGACCAAAUGGCCCUACAUCGAGCUCCUGUGGACCACAGAAAGGUCGCCCUCCCUCAAUUAACCUUUAUCUCUCACCUUUCACCCACCAACCUCUGGCUACACAGCCCGCUGACUUCAGGAACGCUCAUAGGACUCCUCACUCUCUCUGCACUACAUUCAGAAGGCCAACUCGAGGCCUGAAGUUCAAACGAGAGACGAUGCUCAUCGCCUGGCACUCACACAAAGCCUCUUGUUUGCUUUUUACACAUCUCAACUGGCUUGAUUUAUUGAGCUGAUUUUGUGUUUAAAAGCCCUGAAGUGGAACAAAAAAGGUGUUUUUUCUAAAUUAUGUUACUGUCUGUUGCCAUCUCUUGUGAAUACCAAAUGUAUUUGCUUUUCAGGUGUUCAUAUUAUUUUUGUUAACUUUCUACAUGAUUUUGUUUACUGGUCUGAAAUGAUAAAUCUUGGAAUUAGCGCACCGACUGUGAUGAUCUUAUGAGUAAUUUAUGUAAUUGUUAAUAUGUAUUUUUGUUUGAAGUUUGAUUGUUAGUAGCUGUAAAUAUUUAAGGGAUCAUUUGACCAAAGGCUCUGGUUGGACGUAAAGUACUUGUGUUUGUCAGUGGUCAGCUGAGAAGCUGCUAUGAUCUGCAGCGCUCGGCCUUGAGAGGAAGUCUGUUUAGACAGGUUUACAAAAGAAUGCACUACAACCCCAUGCUGGGCACCAAACGACAGUGGGAGAAUAGGGCAAUUUUAGUAUUUAAACUUUGAAGUAACAACCCUCCGGGAGGGUAUCUGGAAUGACAGGAGGGAUUCUCUGCAUGAGAGAGAAGAAAAAUAACACUGACAAACUCUCACUCUUUAUUUAUUCUGAUCCUAAUGGUUCACUAAAAUAAACACUUUUGUUCUUCA